AUGAGAACAAGUUUGAGGUCUCGUGUGAAGCAGGAAUCUGGAUUUGGAAAGGGAUCAUUGAUGGCUUUUUCGCGCCAGGACUCAUCACAUAUAACAGACUUGCCGUCAUCAAGGGCCAGUGCUCCCUUAAAUCGAAUAUCGGCAUCUAACGUCUCAGAAUCGACUUCGUCUCCAUCGAGUCGUUUGUCAUCAGAGGCGGUGUCAGAAAUCGCCCCAGAAAUCGUUGUUUGGACGGAAGACAUGGAGGUGGAUGAGCCCAGUCAAGAUGAAGCAGAGCACUCCUCUGUUGCUUUAUCCCAUGAUGAUACCCCUAUGGCAGAGGACACCCCUCCAGAUGCCCUUCGCAUUCAGCCAUCCAACGCUCCUCACGAGUCGUUCGAGUCACCGAUGACCAACCUUUCCGACAGGGAGCAGUCUGAACUAUCCUCAGUGCCAUCUUCUGUCUCUAGUAAAGCAACGACCCCUGUAGACUUCGAUGGACAUCAGGAACCAUCUGUGCCAUCGACGGAGACCCCUCCGAUCCGCGAACCCCUGCGACGGUCAUUCGACGUGAAGCCGAAAUCCUCUAUCCCGUCGAAUCUAUCAAGUUAUGAAUAUGCAAGACAAUGCAUUGAAGCGGCCGAGUCGUCGAGGCUCAACCCCUACGCCCUGCAUCAGGAAGAAUAUCAGAUGCUGCAGCAACACAUUAGCCAUGUCCAAGUGACAACGUAUCUAAAUAUUAGAAACGGCAUCCUCCGGCUGUGGUAUAGUAAUCCGCGUGUCGCAGUGACUAGAAAUGAAGCAGUCGGUUGCGCCAAUGCUCGAUGGUUCGACGUUGCAAGCGUAUGUUACGACUGGUUGGUGCGACGCGGCUAUAUCAACUUUGGCUGCGUAGAGUUCCCAGCUACAAAAUUAAAUGAAGAACAAGAGACGGAAACAGAAAACGCUCCUAGAAGAAAAAGGAUAGUGGUCAUCGGUGCUGGCAUGUCUGGCCUGGGAUGUGCGAGACACCUGGACGGUCUUUUCCGCCAGUACUCGGAUCGAUUCCGUGCUCUUGGUGAACCACCCCCAGAAGUCGUUAUUCUCGAAGGGCGUGGCCGCGUUGGCGGGAGGGUGUACUCCAGAGAGUUCAAGUCGAAACCGACGACACCACUGUCUGACUUUGUGGGGGAAAGGUUUACUGCCGAGAUGGGUGGUAUGAUUAUUACUGGGUUCGAACGCGGGAAUCCAAUGAACAUCCUUGUGCGCGGGCAGCUAUGCCUACCAUACCGCGCUUUGCGAGCAGACACGACCAUAUACGAUUCGAAUGGCAAGCCUGUGGACUAUGUGAGAGAUCAGCUCGUUGAGAAUAUGUACAACGACUGCCUUGAUCGCGUCAGCGAAUUCAAGUGGAAAUCCCAGCCCUCUAAACUUAUCCAGGGUAACCGGGACUUAAUUAAUGAAGGGCGAGAUGCGGUGAGUGAUGGCCACAGGACGAUACAUCAGGCCGAAGAAGCGGCUGCAGCCCUGCCUCAUGCACCUCCCGUUUCUCAACAGAACGUGCCUGAGCGUGUCAACAUGGUACCUGUAUCAUCUGACAAGCUUACUGGCCGUGUCCACACUCAACCGGGAACGCCAGGUAUACUCAAAGCGGGAGAAAAAGCCAAGUUAAUGGGAUGGACCCUCAAAGGCGGCUCAUCCAAUGACACCAACAUCGAGCUCGGGGAGGCUACAAGGCUACCCGACGCGACACUUGGCUCCGUCUUUGAUGAAGCAGUUGUCCAGUAUCGCAAUAUCGUCGAUCUUACGGCCCAAGACCAUCGCCUUCUCAAUUGGCACGUUGCCAACUUGGAAUAUAGCAAUGCUACGAACCUGUACAAUCUAAGUUUAGGUGGUUGGGAUAUUGAUGCAGGGAACGAGUGGGAGGGCAAGCAUACGAUGAUUGUUGGCGGGUACCAAACUGUCCCCAGAGGUCUUUUGCAUUGUCCUACCUCUCUUGACGUUCGAACAAAGUCUGCUGUUCAAAAGAUUUCCUACGAAACUCAUGAUAAUGGUCGUGCCUCGGUCGAGUGCGAGGAUGGCACCGUUGUUGAGGCUGAUUAUGUUGUUUCGACGAUACCACUCGGCGUGUUGAAGCAGGGCAACAUCCAGUUUGAUCCUCCUCUACCGGAAUGGAAGACGGAUGCUAUUGCUCGUAUUGGAUAUGGAGUACUCAACAAGCUGGUUUUGGUCUACGACCAACCCUUUUGGGAUACCGAGAGGCAUAUCUUCGGCGUUCUGCGAGAUGCGCCGAACCGCCAUAGUCUGAAUCAAAGCGACUACAGCACUCAGCGUGGGCGCAUGUUCCAAUGGUUCAACGUCACCCAGACCACUGGUCUACCGUGUCUUGUGGCCCUGAUGGCCGGUGAUGCUGGGUUCGACACGGAAUACAACAGUAAUGAUAAUCUCGUCGCCGAAGCCACAGAGGUUCUGCGCAGUGUGUUCGGCCCUAAGGUGCCGUACCCUGUCGAAUCUGUUGUCACACGCUGGGCGGCGGACAAGUUCGCUAGAGGAAGCUAUUCUUCAGCCGGGCCGGAUAUGCAACCCGAAGACUACGAUGCCAUGUCCCGGCCAAUUGGAAAUCUGUUCUUUGCCGGAGAGCACACCAUAGGCACGCACCCAGCCACUGUGCAUGGAGCAUACCUGUCCGGACUACGCGCGGCGUCAGAAGUUAUAGACUCGGUGCUUGGGCCCAUUGACAUCCCAACCCCUUUGGUCCUUCCAAAGGAAAGUGUCUCAAACAAACGCAAGGAAAUGGAGGAGCCCAAGAACCCGGAGCAAGUUCGUCUAGAGGCCUACGAGCUUGCCGCAUGGGAAUACAUCAAAUCCAAAAUCGGCGAGCGGCCCGUCCGCCCUGCGAAGUUGGCAGCAAACGCUUACCUCCUCUACAGCAGAGCCUUCUUCGAAGUCGCACGGAAGAAGUGCGAGGAGGAACGGGCCAACAAGAAGAAGCCUGUGCCGAACGAAGUGCGCGUCAUGACGUCCAAGAUGUGGAAGGCGGCCAGUCCCGAGGAGAGGAAGCCAUAUGAAGAUCAGGCGAUUGAGCAGAAGGCUGCUUACGCCGAGGCCGUCGAAGAGUACAAUGACAAGUCGGCACAGUGGGACAAGGAUUAUGUCGAAUUUCUAGCGGCGUACCAAAAGGAGCACCCAUACGUUCCUUUGAACGAGAGCAAGACAGAGGGUGGAUCCAAGCGGGAGAGCAGCGCGAACAAGCACCGCCGGACAAAGCAUGUCAGCUAUGCCGAAAGUGACGGCAGCGACAUGGAGUUCUGA
Colletotrichum truncatum is the source of this 3270-nucleotide messenger RNA. Its product is annotated as flavin containing amine oxidoreductase. Gene Ontology annotation, molecular function: transcription factor binding; oxidoreductase activity; chromatin binding. The record is from RefSeq and is a predicted model, not a curated record. NCBI's taxonomy places the organism in Eukaryota, Fungi, Ascomycota, Sordariomycetes, Glomerellales, Glomerellaceae. Gene Ontology annotation, biological process: positive regulation of transcription by RNA polymerase II; negative regulation of transcription by RNA polymerase II.